AGACAAACACAACAGCAGUUCGCGACGUCCCUGUCAACUCCAGGAGUAACCGGGAUCUGCAAACAGGAGCCGGGAGGAGCGACAUAGAGCUUUAACACAUUCAGCAGUUAUUACUGAAUAAUUCCUUCGUUUGCUCUUGUUUCUCCGCCGAAAGGCGACAAGUGGCACUUUGGGACACAGAGCGGAAAGGAUUUGUGGAGUGUAGCCUAUUAAAGCGACUGAGGCUUUCCGUUUCCCAAGUUGUUCUCUGCUCACCUUAACAUGGCUUCAACGACCUGCACCAGGUUUACCGAUGAGUACCAGCUGUACGAGGAGCUUGGAAAGGGUGCUUUCUCUGUGGUGAGACGGUGCAUGAAGAUUUCCACAGGGCAGGAAUACGCUGCCAAAAUAAUCAAUACCAAGAAGUUGUCUGCCAGGGAUCACCAGAAGUUGGAGCGAGAGGCCCGGAUCUGCCGCCUGCUCAAGCACGCCAACAUUGUGCGGCUCCAUGACAGCAUAUCGGAGGAAGGCUUCCACUAUCUGGUCUUUGACUUAGUUACCGGCGGUGAGUUGUUUGAGGACAUUGUUGCCAGAGAGUACUACAGCGAAGCCGAUGCCAGUCAUUGCAUUCAGCAGAUCCUAGAGGCUGUGCUUCACUGCCACCAGAUGGGCGUGGUCCACCGCGACCUCAAGCCAGAGAAUUUACUCUUAGCCAGCAAGUUGAAGGGGGCAGCAGUUAAACUGGCAGAUUUUGGCCUGGCUAUUGAAGUGCAGGGAGAACAGCAGGCAUGGUUCGGUUUUGCCGGUACACCAGGGUACCUGUCUCCAGAGGUGCUGAGGAAAGAUCCAUACGGCAAGCCAGUGGACAUGUGGGCCUGUGGUGUGAUCCUUUACAUCCUCCUGGUGGGAUAUCCUCCAUUCUGGGAUGAGGACCAGCACAGACUCUACCAGCAGAUUAAAGCUGGGGCUUAUGAUUUCCCUUCUCCUGAGUGGGACACAGUGACUCCAGAGGCCAAAGACCUGAUCAACAAGAUGCUGACCAUUAAUCCAGCCAAGAGAGUGACGGCCACAGAUGCACUCAAACACCCCUGGAUCUGCCAACGCUCCACCGUGGCAUCCAUGAUGCACAGACAGGAGACUGUGGAGUGCCUGAAAAAAUUCAACGCUAGAAGGAAACUCAAGGGUGCUAUCCUGACUACUAUGCUGGCCACUCGCAACUUCUCAGCAGCCAAGAGCCUGCUGAACAAAAAAACAGAUGGCGUCAAAAUCAACAACAAGGCCAAUGUGGUCACCAGCCCCAAAGAGCCUGCCCCCACUCCUUCUCUGGAGCCUCAAACCACUGUUAUCCACAACCCAGCUGAUGGAAACAAGGAGUCCAGUGAGAGUGCCAACACUACCAUCGAGGACGAGGACGUGAGAGCUCGUAAGCAGGAGAUUAUUAAAGUCACUGAACAGCUGAUUGAGGCCAUCAACAACGGUGACCUUGAAGCCUACACGAAGAUAUGUGAUCCUGGCCUCACGUCCUUUGAGCCCGAGGCCUUGGGCAACUUGGUGGAGGGCACCGACUUCCACCGCUUCUACUUUGAAAAUGCUCUGUCCAAGGCGAAGCAGCCCGUCCACACCAUCCUGCUCAACCCCCACGUUCACCUGAUCGGGGACGAGGCCGCCUGCAUCGCCUACAUCCGCCUCACCCAGUACAUCGACGGCAACGGCAUGCCUCGCACCAUGCAGUCCGAGGAGACCCGCAUCUGGCACCGCCGCGACAGCAAGUGGCAGAACAUCCACUUCCACCGCUCUGGCUCGCCCACCGUGCCCACCAAUUGAGAGGACCAUCUUUCACUACAAACACCCUCCAGCCUACAACAGUCAGCUAAACAGACCCAGCCUGCCAAGUCAAUCAGAUCCCUCAGCCAAUCCCUGCCCACGAUAGCUAGAGCUCUGCCCUCUCAGUGUGUUGUUUACAUAUAGUCGCCGCUGGACUGAAGAUUACAUGUUAAAAAGAAGAAAACAAAACAAGGGUGGAAACUUCAAGUCUUGACAAUAUAAUUUCGUAGUGAGAGUGUGUGAUGUGGUGGUCAUUCUUUUUUUUUUUUUUUUUUUUUUUUUUUUUUUUUAGAUCAGUAGGUUAGAUAGAAGCGGUUUUCAGAGGAGCCCGUCGUUCCAGUUGAUUCACUUUUAAUGGGCUGGUAAAAUAUGUGAAACUUCCAGUCAUCAUGUAGUGACCGUUUUUUUCAUUUGAAUAUUGCACAUAUUGAGGACUCAUGAGCUGUUGUGAUGCUUUCGCCUUUUGGCACGAUGACCAAUAUAUCACAUAUCUGCUUUUUACUCGUGUAUCUUUUCAGAAUUGCCAUCUAUUAAAAAAAGGUCAGGCACAAGCUUGCGUUAGUUUUGGUGAUGUAUAAGUUUUUGGUAAUUGAUGUAAAGCGCUCUUUGCUUAAUCUUUAGCAGUAUCCAUAUGAACUGAGUUUGCUAAUUUUACAAAUCUGUUUUCUGGUUUGCCACUGGCACCAAUUAUAGUUACUGGGAAUUUUUAACUACAUGUUUAAAAGGGAAAAUCAAUUGAAACAAACGUGUCUGCUUAGACCUCCAUCAUUACAAGGCAGCAUGUGAGAAGAGUCUCUUAUGAUAGAAUGUAUAGACUAUAGACAUGCAUACAUAUAAUUCUUAAUAGCCAUUCUGUGACUCAUUCAGGUCAAAUCAUAUUUUCAUACAGUAAGGAAAUAAUGAUGUGGAUUUUAUCAGCUAUUUCGUUGUUUACUUUUGAUAUUGUGAUGUUAAUUCCUGUCUCUCCACAUUUCAUUAUUAAUGCUUUCCUUUAAGCUAUUUCAACAUUGGUUUAGUCCAAACUUUAUUCUAUGUUUGACUGGUGUAUGCCAAUGUUUUACAGCACCAUGUUUACACUGGAUAAGACUAAAGUAGAAUCAUGCUGUUGAGACUGACAGGAAAUCCAAAUUCAGCUGAAACCUGUGAAAGUAAGUUAGCCAUUUAUUUCUGUCAUGAGUGAAUCGGAUUAUUAAACAGAAUUACGAGGUAGUAAAUCACCAUUCUAAUUCUUGUUAUGUUUCUCUAUUGUGUUAUUUUAGUGUCACUGUUAAAUAAAAGGGAAAGGGGGUUGUUGGCAUAAACUUGCAGAUUCAUAUCUUAAGGUUCAUAAUUGAAAACAAUUUAGGAUAAUAGGGGGGAAAAAACAAUUAUAAAAAUGUAAUUCCAGAAUAAAAGCACAGGUAGAAGUUUGAAGAUAAAGUCACACUGAUGAUUAUGUUUGUGUUAAGGGUGUUGAGAUUGUUUGCUUGGAACUGUUUGCAUUCUUUUGUUUGAUCACAGUUGUCCCUCAUACACCACACUUUUUAUCUUUCUAAGAUGCAUUGAAAUUCCUGAUGGGGACACUGGUAUAUAAUGUUUACCAUGACGGGACAUAUGAUGUAUGUUUUAGUAAUAUCAAAUAAAAUGUGUGAUUUAUGCCAAA
Cottoperca gobio is the source of this 3445-nucleotide messenger RNA. RefSeq names its product calcium/calmodulin-dependent protein kinase (CaM kinase) II delta 1 (gene camk2d1). Gene Ontology annotation, biological process: protein phosphorylation. Bases 262 to 1803 code for a protein of 513 amino acids. Gene Ontology annotation, molecular function: calcium/calmodulin-dependent protein kinase activity; calmodulin binding; ATP binding. Lineage: Eukaryota; Metazoa; Chordata; Actinopteri; Perciformes; Bovichtidae. The record is from RefSeq and is a predicted model, not a curated record. The transcript has 20 exons.